AAGCAGAAAUCUGGUGCUGCUAAGGACUGCCUUUGUUUGUUUACUUUAGCACCUGCCAAGGCUACCUGGAAGGAUGAAUUUCUACAUAGCCCCAGCCCUGUUGACGUGCCGAUGGGCAGAGGAACACCAUGGUUGGACGGUGGGCCUUCUCUCCUAAGAGAACUUCUGGUUCAGACUUAACAUGGGGACGGGGGCCUCCAUUUCCAUCUGCCAGUCAUUGUCAUCUGUAAAAGUGAAGCACGGUGGAAACAAAAUUGGACCGGAGCCUCAAAGAAUCUUUGGUUCUCCCCUUGAUGUAGUCAUCAAGGAUACGACACAACAGUCUCUUCCUUUAGUUGUCCAACACACAGUGGAAUAUUUAGAAGAGUUUGGGCUAAACCACAAAGGCCUCUUUCGGAUCAAUGGAUCAGCAGCCAAAAUCAGGGCGCUUAGAUUAAAGUAUGAUCAAGGCGAAGAAGUUGAUCUUGUUAAGGAAGGAGAUAUCAACUCUGUUGCCGGCCUCCUUAAACUAUUCCUGAAUCAGCUUCCAACUGCUGUUUUCCCGGAGAAACUGUGCACUGAUAUUUGGGCUAUUUUUGAAGAGAAUAAAAACUGCACCACAGAGCAAACAAGAUGUCUAAAAAGCCUAUUCAAUAGACUUCCGGAAGCCCACAGUUGCCUUGCUCGUUUCCUCAUUAGAUUUCUUGCCAAGGUGGCUGCAAACAGUGAUGUGAAUCAGAUGACCCUGGAGAAUCUGGCCAUUGUUUUCGGCCCCACGUUAUUCCGAAUUCCUUGCAGCCCUUUGGCAUAUGAAAAGCAAACCCUUUGCAAUGCCAUGCUCCUGCAUAUGCUUCAGCACCACAAGGAUCUGUUUCUGGAGAGCCCCAACAACCAUUUGUCCCCAAUGGAAGAGCAGUUCCAGAUUUUCCAUCCUGUCUCGCCACCUCAAGAGCUCACACAACCGACAGAGGAAAAUGAACCUCCACCAGGGAUGCCCAGAGCUGUCUGGCGCCUUCCAUCCAUGUGGUGGCAAUGUUGCGUUUUUAAUCUUUCAGCUCACAGUUCUGGGAAAACAGGGUCAGUUUGAGGUAGCGAUUUGCAACGCAUUAAUCCUUUUCUGGGGCAAAUUCGUCAAUUUCCAAGUCAAGCACCCUUCGUUCUGAUUUAUACUACCCGAAAACAGUUGUUUUCAAAUAAUACUGUGCAAGCUCUAUGCAGAGUUCAAACAGACGUUUGGCUAUAAAUAUCUGCUGUUUACAUAAUUUGUGCAUCCUUUGGAGAACCCUUGAUAACAUCUUGAAAACAGAAGACAAACUACCUAAUGUGUCCUUUCCAUUUGAAGUAUUAGAAUAUGGAACAAAUCUAUUUUUGAUGGCCCUAAACAAACAAAUAAAUAACCUACAUUGGUAAUAUUA
Molecule: messenger RNA, 1394 nt
Organism: Pantherophis guttatus
Lineage: Eukaryota; Metazoa; Chordata; Lepidosauria; Squamata; Colubridae
Product: protein FAM13A-like
Biological process (GO): signal transduction
Source: RefSeq, a predicted model, not a curated record